Thermothelomyces thermophilus ATCC 42464 is the source of this 854-nucleotide messenger RNA. RefSeq lists its product as uncharacterized. Lineage: Eukaryota; Fungi; Ascomycota; Sordariomycetes; Sordariales; Chaetomiaceae. Gene Ontology annotation, biological process: copper ion transport. Gene Ontology annotation, cellular component: cytosol. Gene Ontology annotation, molecular function: copper chaperone activity; metal ion binding. The coding region runs from base 409 to 696 and encodes 95 amino acids. The transcript has 2 exons. The record is from RefSeq and is a predicted model, not a curated record.
CUCGGUGGCACAAUGACCGGACUUGGUGUGGUUGCCGUUCGGGCACAGUUGUCGCAAUCUGGCGACUUUCCGCCGCUAAAAUAGCGCUGCGAGACCGCAGCGCAGCGGACCCCGCCCUGCCGACAAGGUCGCGGGGCACAUCCGCCUCAAGGACUCGAAACCAUCACACCCUCUUUGACCUUGAUGAACGGCCGUCCAGCUCCACCGACUAGGUACCCCUUAUAUACCCGCGUGUUGGCCGCUCCGAAUCGCCCCAGAGCGUCUGUUACCACACUCAAAUCCUACAUCAUCGCCUGUUCACAAAGAACACUGCUCGAGCCGUCGCAACCCCGAGAACCCCGCUAUCGCACCACUCGUUUGCUCUCGGCACCCCGAAUCUACACCCAACCGGAAAAGGAAAUAGACACAAUGGCCGACGUCGUCGCUGCUUCUGGCCCCGCCCCCGGCGAGCACAAGUACCAGUUCAACGUGAGCAUGUCGUGUGGCGGCUGCUCCGGCGCUGUCGAGCGUGUUCUCAAGAAGCUAGAAGGCGUCAAGUCCUUCGAAGUCUCGCUCGAGUCUCAAACAGCCACCGUCAUCGCCGAGGAGUCGCUGCCGUACGAGAAGGUGCUGCGCACGAUUGCCAAGACCGGGAAGAAGGUCAACAGCGGUGAGGCAGACGGGGUCGCGCAGAGCGUUGAGGUGCCGGCUGAGUAGGGAGCUUCGCUUGGUUGGAGGACAAGAAUUUCCUUUUAUUGGACAUUUACUGAGCAUUGGGCCGGUGGUUUUCCGGGUUCCUUUUUCUUUUUCAACUUCCUGCGCAGGGAUCUCAAGGUAAACACGGUGCUGGGUAUGGCAUGCCACGACCGUUUCUU